Juglans regia (Persian walnut) is the source of this 2153-nucleotide messenger RNA. RefSeq names its product cationic amino acid transporter 1-like. The record is from RefSeq and is a predicted model, not a curated record. Gene Ontology annotation, molecular function: L-lysine transmembrane transporter activity; L-glutamate transmembrane transporter activity. Lineage: Eukaryota; Viridiplantae; Streptophyta; Magnoliopsida; Fagales; Juglandaceae. The transcript has a single exon. Gene Ontology annotation, biological process: transmembrane transport; amino acid transport. Gene Ontology annotation, cellular component: plasma membrane. The coding region runs from base 120 to 1907 and encodes 595 amino acids.
AACUGCACGUCUUUAGUUUCACGUAAAUCAGAGCUCCCAUGAUAAAAUUAGGAAUUAUCCGUACGUUGCAGUUCCAUAAUAAAACUUAAUUCCUUUCAUUAUUCUUUUUCGGGGCAACAAUGGUGAGUGGCACUGAAGAUGGUGGUAACGACGAGCAUGGCAAUGGGAUCAGGAAGAGAGUCUGUAUGUGGAGCAAACAAGAUCUCUUGCCAGAGGAGUCGUUCCAGAGUUGGGGGAACUAUGUGAAGGCAUUAGGCAGUACAAAAAGCAGGCUCAAAGAUCGACUCCUGGCACGCUCCCUAGACCAUCUGGAGCUACAGGAGAUGCGUUCUCGUAGCCAGCACGAGAUGAAGAAAGUUCUAAACUGGUGGGAUCUCAUCUGGUUUAGUAUCGGAGCCGUCAUGGGCGCUGGAAUCUUCGUCCUCACUGGUGAGGCUAUCAGGAACGAUGCUGGCCCUGCAGUCGUGAUUUCAUACAUCAUCUCAGGCAUAUCUGCACUGCUCUCUGUGCUGUGCUACACUGAGUUUGCAGUUGAACUCCCGGUGGCAGGAGGGUCCUUUGCUUAUCUUAGAGUAGAGCUGGGUGACUUCAUGGCAUAUAUUGCUGCUGGAAACAUUCUUUUCGAGUAUAUAGUAGGCGGUGCUGGUGUGGCUCGAUCCUGGACUUCCUAUUUUGCGACCCUUUGCAACCACAAACCGAAUGAUUUUCGAAUAACUGUGUCAUCCCUUGCCGAAGGCUACAACCAUUUAGACCCAAUUGCCAUUGCUAUCUCCAUUGCAGUUUGUGUUGGUGCAUGCCUAAGCAUUAAGGGGUCAUCCAGAUUCAACUCCAUUACAACCAUCCUCCAUAUUAUAAUCUUGAUUUUUAUAGUAGCCGCAGGCCUUACAAAGGCUAACCAUGCCAAUUUUGAAACCUUUAUGCCUUUUGGUAUCGAAGGUGUUUUGAAAGCUUCUGCACUCCUCUUCUUUGCUUACCUUGGAUUCGAUGGAGUAGCGACCUUGGGAGAAGAGGUGAAGAACCCGGGUAGAGAUAUCCCAAUUGGGUUAAUUGGUUCCAUGUCGAUCGUCAUUGUAAUUUAUUGCAUUCUAGCUGCAACAGUGAGCUUGAUGCAGCCAUACACACAAGUUGAUGCUGAUGCACCCUUCACCGUCGCAUUCCAAGCGGUAGGGAUGAAUUGGGCGAAAUACAUCGUUGCAUUUGGAGCAUUAAAGGGCAUGACCACAGUUCUGCUUGCUAACAUCAUUGGCCAAGCUCGAUAUUUCACUCAUAUUGCACGUACCCACAUGGCACCCCCGGUUCUUGCUGUCAUCAAUGAGAAAACCGGGACACCCAUGAAUGGCACGAUCAUUAUGACUGUUGCAAACUCCAUUGUUGCAUUCUUUACAAGCCUGGAUGUGUUAGCAAACCUUCUCUCCAUAUCUACACUAUUUAUCUUUUCCCUUGUUGCAGUUGCUUUGAUCGUGAGACGAUAUUAUGUCACGGGUGAGACAUCGGACGCUGACCGCAAGAAGCUUGCCGUGUUCUUGGCGUUGAUCAUAGGGUCGUCUAUUUGCUCAGCUGCAUAUUGGGCACUUAGCAAUAACGGUUGGGUUGGAUACAUAGUGACAGUACCGGUUUGGUUUUUAGCCACACUGGGACUAAAGUUGACAGUGAAGGAAGCAAGGAAACCUAAAAUGUGGGGAGUGCCGUUAGUUCCUUGGUUGCCAUCAGCUUGCAUUGCAAUCAACGUCUUCAUCAUGGGUUCGAUCGAUCGUCAGUCAUUUGUGAGAUUCAGUCUCUGGACAUUGGUUUUGCUCGUCUACUACAUUUUUGUGGCACUGCAUGCUUCUUAUGAUGCUGCUAAGGAGACUGAGAGGCAACUUCAGGCAACUCAAGGAACGAACAUUGAGGCCGGGAUUGUCAGUUAGCAAAACAGAACUUGAUUCAAUGAAAAGUGAUCUCCUGUAGAUAAGGUUAGAACUUUAUUAUUCAAUUUCUCAUAUAGGACGCUAAGGAGUAAGAAACGAUUUCUUUCUUCUUUUCUUCUUUUUUGUUGUUUCGAAGAUUUCGAAGUUCCUGCUCUCGUAAGAAGGCAAUUCAGGAGACAAGUAAUGGGUUCAACCUGUAACCUGAUAUUUUAUGUUGGUUAAGAUUUAAGAGUUAUUGUUUUGGUU